Messenger RNA from Onthophagus taurus, 1124 nucleotides. Its product is annotated as retinol dehydrogenase 12. NCBI's taxonomy places the organism in Eukaryota, Metazoa, Arthropoda, Insecta, Coleoptera, Scarabaeidae. The record is from RefSeq and is a predicted model, not a curated record.
AAAAGAUGGCGCUAAUCGAAAAUGUCACAUUUGACUUUUAAUAGAAAGUAGGGUUAUGUUACCUAAGAUCCUCAAAAAAAUAGUUUAAAAUGGUAAAAAAUUUCCCUAAACCGAUUAUUUAUUUAAGUGGAAUUGCUGGAACGUUUGGUUUGGCUUGUUUAAUAAAAGAAAUACUCGGUGGAAUGCAAUAUAGAAAAGAUGUAAGAGCAAACGAUAAAGUAGUUAUUGUUACUGGAGCUAAUACAGGUAUUGGUAAAGAGACAGCAUGGGAAUUAGCAAGGAGAGGCGCAAAGGUUUAUAUGGCUUGCCGAGAUAUGAGAAGAUGUGAAAAAACAAGAGAAGAAAUUGUUGUUGACACCAAAAAUAAAUAUGUUUACUGUAGAAAAUGUGAUUUAUCUUCGUUAAAAUCAAUCAGAGAAUUUGUAGAUAAUUUUAAAAAGGAACAAGAACAUUUACAUAUUUUAAUAAAUAAUGCUGGGGUAAUGAGAACUCCCAAAGAUUCAAAAACUUCGGAUGGUUUUGAAAUGCAGUUUGGUGUGAAUCAUUUAGGCCAUUUCCUUCUUACAAACUUAUUAUUGGAUAUGUUGAAAUCUUCAGAACCUAGCAGAAUCAUUAAUGUUUCUAGUGUAGCACACAAAAGAGGAGAAAUAAAUAAAGAAGAUUUAAAUAGUGAGAAAAAUUAUGAACCUUAUAAAGCAUAUGCACAAAGCAAAUUAGUAAAUAUUUUAUUUACAAAAGAAUUAAGUAAAAAAUUAACUGGAACAAAAGUUACAGUAAACUCUCUUCAUCCUGGAAUUGUUGAUACCGAAUUAAUUAGACACAUGAGUUUCUUCAAUAGUUGGUUAGCAACAAUAUUAAUAAAACCAUUUGUUUGGCCUUUUGUAAAAGGACCUCGACAAGGAGCACAAACAACAAUAUAUGCAGCUUUAGAUCCUGAAUUAGAAGGUGUUAGUGGCAAAUAUUUUGCUGACCAAAAGGAGGCUGAAGUAAGUCAGAAAGCUCAAGAUGAUGAUAUGAGCGUUUGGUUAUGGGCUGUUAGUGAAAAAUGGACAAGAUUAAACAUUUAAAUGUUUAUUUUACAAUGUACAAGAUAUUUUAAUUAAUACAUUUGUGAUCCCAACUCA